AUGGCCGUUCCGUCUGCUCGCGAUCUCGAUGAAGUCCUUCCGGGCACACGACGUCUCUUCGCCGACGAGCACGCCAGCGUCGCUUCCGCCGAUGCCAGCAUCGAAAAGCACGGCGAUGUCAUCCUCGUCCCCCCUCCGACAAAGUCUCCCAAUGAUCCAUUGAACUGGAGUCUUGCGCGCAAGACCUGGCAUUCGUUUCUCGUGUGCUACAUUGUCGCUUUGACCGCCGCCACAUCCAAUGUUGCUGGUGCCGCGAGCACAGGUGUCAAUGAGCAAUACGGGAUUAGUUACGACGUUUUCAAUACGGGCGCUGGUGUGCUCUUUGUCGCGAUCGGAUACUGGACGCUUCUCAGCUCGCCUGCGACGCAUCUUUACGGACGACGAAUUCUAUACUUGGUAGGGACGGUAUGGGGUCUUAUUGGCAACAUUUGGUUCGGCCAUUUGAAGACCACUGGCGACACGAUUUGGUCUCAGCUCUUUGUCGGAGCUUCCGAAUCUGUCGCCGAGGCUGUUGUUCAGUUGUCUCUGCUAGACAUUUGGUUCGAGCACCAGAAUGGUACUUCGCUGGGUAUGUAUACCCUUGCCACUACGGUCGGAACCUAUGUUGGCCCUUUGAUCGGAGGCCAUUUGGCAGAGAAUGUCGGCUGGCGCUGGAUUGGCCAUAUGGGCGCAAUUGCCUCUGGCUUUACCCUCGUCCUCUUUUACUUCGGUCUUGAGGAGACAGCCUUUGAGCGCAAUCGCUACCUCAAUCUCCACCAGACUGAGGAGCGCGACGCCAACCGCGGUAAUGUUGAGGGUAUUCCCGCGGCUACUGGCGACCAUGUCGUCACCAAGGAUGCCGAGGAGAAGAACAUGUCGCCUCCAGUUGACGAAGAAGCUGCGAUCUCUCAAACCGCAUCUGCAGUGCGACGAGAGGAGGUCGAGCGCAACAGACUCGAGGCUGCGUUCGCGCGCAAGAAGUCUUACUGGCAGCGCAUUGCUCUCAUCACUCCAGCGUCCAACCUGCGCGGUUUGGGAUUAACGCAGUAUGUCCACCGCCUGUGGCACACGAUGCGCAUCUUUUCCUUCCCCGCAGUUUGGUUCGCUGGUCUUCAGUGGGGAAUGCAGAACAUUGCAUUGUCCUUCUACCUCACCGUCGAGGAGGAUUACUGGGUGAACGAGCCGUACAACUACAGCGACUCUGCUGUCGCCAACAUGAACAUUCCUUGUCUGAUUGGAAGUGUCAUCGGCUGUUUCUACGGCGGAUACUGCAGCGACAAGUUCAUCCUCUGGAAGGCUAAGCGCAACAACGGCAUCAUGGAGGCCGAGUUCCGUCUCUACCUCAUGGCCCUCUGCGUGAUCAUCUUCCCAUUGGGUAUGUGGCUGUUCGGUAUCGGCUCAGCGCAUGGUUGGGACUGGCCUGUUCCCUACGUCGCGCUGGGCUUUAUCGGCUUCGGAUACGGUUGCGCUGGUGAUCUGAGCAUCACGUACCUAGCUGACAGCUACCCCGACAUGGUUCUCGAGGGUAUGGUUGGUGUCGCUGUCAUCAACAACACUCUCGCCACUAUCUUCACAUUCGUGUGCAGCUACUGGAUUGACACCGGUCUACAGAACACCUUCAUCGAGCUUGGUAUUCUUAGCUUCGUCAUCAUCAUGUCGUCGUUGCCCAUGGCUAUUUGGGGCAAGGCGUCGCGUCGCUGGACUUUGGAGCGCUAUGCCAACUUCUUGCGCAUUCGCGAUGGUAUGGACGGGUGA
Fusarium mangiferae is the source of this 1734-nucleotide messenger RNA. RefSeq names its product putative HOL1-Putative substrate-H+ antiporter-unknown biological function. The transcript has a single exon. The record is from RefSeq and is a predicted model, not a curated record. Lineage: Eukaryota; Fungi; Ascomycota; Sordariomycetes; Hypocreales; Nectriaceae. Gene Ontology annotation, molecular function: transmembrane transporter activity. Gene Ontology annotation, biological process: transmembrane transport. Bases 1 to 1734 code for a protein of 577 amino acids.